Molecule: messenger RNA, 1598 nt
Organism: Paramecium tetraurelia
Lineage: Eukaryota; Ciliophora; Oligohymenophorea; Peniculida; Parameciidae
Exons: 6
Biological process (GO): NLS-bearing protein import into nucleus
Cellular component (GO): nucleus; cytoplasm
Molecular function (GO): protein binding; nuclear import signal receptor activity
Source: RefSeq, a predicted model, not a curated record
AUGUAGCCAUAAAAUUAGUUUUCAUUAUUUGGGAACGUGCAAGUGAAUGAAGCUGAAUAAAAUAGUGAAGUCAAGAAAAAAAGAGAGGAAUUUGCAACAGAAAUCAGGUCCAGGGAAAGAAAUAAUAUAAUAAACAAUAAAAGAUUAGCUUAAAAUAAUUAAACCAACAAACUUCCUGAAUCUUUGCCCUUGAUACCACCCACUCUUCCAUAAGAGUUACAAAUAGCCUUAAAAACUCAAUAAGAGCAACUUAUGAAACGAACAUUUUCAUUUGAAGAUUUUCCUGAUGUUCUACAAAAGAUCUUUUCGACUGAUAUUUUGUAAUUACAUUAUGGAGUGACAGGAUUAAGAAAGAUGUUGUCUGUUGAAUCAGGCGCGCCAAUUUAAUAGGUUAUUGAUGCAAAUUUGGUACCUAAAUUAAUUGACAUGAUAUAAAAAGAACAAAUACCACAACUCGUUCUGGAGGCUGCCUGGGCUUUAACAAAUGUAGCAAGUGGAACGACUCAACAAACCCAAUCCAUCAUUGACAAAGGAGGAAUAUAUUUAUUUGUUAAACUUUUGAGUUCAUAAUAUAGAGAUAUUGCAGAACAAGCAGUAUGGGCCAUAGGUAAUAUCGCUGGAGAUUGCACAUAAUACAGAGAUCUAAUAUUAAGAGUAGGUGGAGUUGAUCCCUUGAUAACAAUAAUGCAAAAUGCACCAAACAAAAACACAAUUAAGCAUUGCACUUGGUCUUUGAGUAAUCUUUGUAGAGGAAAACCAAUUCCUGAUUUUAAGUAUGUCAAAAAUGCCUUACCUGUAUUCUGCAAAGUCAUAAUAGAGGAGACUGACCCUGAAGUAUUGACUGAUGCUUGUUGGGCCUUGUCUUAUUUAAGUGAUGGAGACAAUAGUAGAUUAUAAACUGUGAUUGAUUCUUAAGUGAUCCCAACUCUAAUUAAAUUGCUUGAUCAUUCAUCUCUACAACUAGUUAUUCCCACUCUAAGGAUAUUGGGAAAUGUUGUGACUGGAGACGAAACUUAAACAACUUAUGUUUUAAACCAAGGUUUGUUACUUAAAAUACCUAAGUUGUUAUCUCAUGACAAGAAGGCAAUCAGAAGAGAAGCCUGUUGGACCAUCUCUAACAUCACUGCAGGAAGUAGCAAUCAGGUUAGUUAAGUCGUUAGAGACUCGGCAAUAUUAGAAAAGCUCUUCACAUUGAUGACGACAGACGUUGAGGAAAUUGUAAGAGAGGCUACUUGGGCCAUUUCCAAUUCAACCAAACAUGGAGGCAAUUCAGACAUAUAAUUGCUAGUUUAAAAAGGAUUACUGAAUGUGUUUAAAUAACUUUUAGAAGGGGAUGACACACAAACUAUGACUGUGGUUCUGGAGGCUCUAUUAAAUGUCUUAAAGAGGGGUGAUUAAGAUUUUAAAGAUGAUAAUUAUUACUUGACCUAAUUGGAAUAAAUGGGAGUCAUUUCAAAGAUUGAAAUAUUACAAAAACAUUAGAAUUAGAGUGUUUAUCAAAAAUGUUUUAGCAUUUUGGAAUAAUAUUAUGAAGCUGAAUCCGAAUUAUGAUAUAUAUGUUAAAAUAAUUAAUAUAGAUUUAUUAAUUAAAUUAUAAA